AGGACAACCUAUUGUGAAAUCGAGGCAGUGUAAAUAAAACUCCAGGAACAUGAAACGUUCGGGUGACAGUGAGAGAAAGAAGAAAAGAAAGAGACAGAAGCUUCUGCAGGAGCUGGGAGGACAGCGCAUUCCCUUCCUCUCUCCCUCGGACCCCGGGUUCCAGGAGCUGUGGGAGUCCAGUUACACUGGCCUGGCCCUGCGGCCGGCCGACUCCCUGCCCGCCGCCCUGCACGACCGCGUCCGGGCCGCCCUGCACGCCCUGCAGCGACGGGGCUGCCUGUUCCGGGACCUGGUGCGCAUCCGGGGCCGCGACGUCUUCACCGCCGUGUCCCGCUCGCUCCUGGGCGGGCCCGGGGACACCUACCGCUACCUGGGGACGCGCCUGUUCGCCCUGCCGUGGCACAACGACGGGCAGGAGGACGGCGAGGCGUGCUGCGACCGCGAGCUGAGGGAGGCCUGCCGGGCCCUCUGGGAGCUCAACGAGUACUUCUGCGAGGACGUGGAGCGCCGGGAGGCGGCGGGCCAGCCGGAGGCCGACGAGGACCCGCCGGGCGGCCAGGGGAGCUCCAAGACGGACGCGUCGGAGGCGACUCCCGCGGAGGCCCCCCGCUUCAACAUCACCCUGCUGAACUACAUGGACCCGGCGGCCAUGAACGACCUGAAGGAGGAGCCCUACUACGGCAUGGGCAAGAUGGCGGUGAGCUGGCACCACGACGAGAACCUGGUGCCGCUGUCGCCCGUGGCCGUCUACAACUACAGCUGCCCCGACGAGAAAGGUGGAGGUUCGGGGGACGGAGAGGUGGACGGGGCCAGCUGGCGCGUGGGGCUGAAGGUGGCCUGGGACAUCCACACCCCGGGCCUGGCGCUCCCCCUACAGUCGGGAGACUGUUACUACAUGCGAGAUGACCUGAACAGGACCCACCAGCACUGUGUCUUGGCAGGGGGGACGGCUCGAUUCAGCUCCACGCACAGAGUGGCGGAGUGCUCGACCGGUACUCUGGACUACAUCCAAAGACGUUGCCAGGAGGCUUUAGAAAACCUGCACACGGACCCGGACACCGGCACCAAGACCCUGCAAUCCCUGCAGCCCUCAACGCUCCAGCUCUCCGAGGAGAUACACAACGAGGUGGAGUUUGAGUGGCUGCGGCAGUACUGGUUUCAGGGCCGGCGCUGUGCCAGGUUCUGCAGCUGGUGGAGCAAACCUAUGGAGCAGCUGGAGGAGUCCUGGGCACAGAUGGAGAGCAUGACGCAGCUGGCCCUGGCGGCGGCGGAGGACGAGGGGAGUGCGGAGGACAGGAGGCGAGAGGUGGCAGAGACCCUCCUCACCGCCCUCACUGAUCGACAGGAGCAGAGACAGACCUGGAGGGACAGGUGCCAGUCCAGUCUCGCCCAGACCUUGCCCCCCGAGGAGGCGCCCGUCAACCGGCCCUACUGGGGCGAGGACGACCCCCCCAGGCCUCUGCCCUUUGAUCUGACUGACAUCAUUAGCCGGGUGGAGUCUCUCCUGUGGAGGCUUUGAAGGACGGCUGUGAGGGAGGUCCACCCCCCCCAGCCCCGGCCCCCAUCCCCACCCCGCCGUUUCAACCUAAACGGAUUACUGAAGAUAGCGAUCUGCUCGCCUUUAGACAAUAACCAUCAGCCCCGGGAGCAGAGGCUGACACAACCCCGGACUCCGUCGCCCCUGGCUACAGCUGCAUGUUUAACAGGCGGGGGUGGGGUUGGGGAGGGGGGAGGAGGGGUGUUUGUAGGGGUGGGGUCUAGGGGGGGUUGUCAGCUGUUUGACGGGGAGGGCAGAACCACACAUAGGGCAUUGCACUCAUUUAUUAUCUUUUCUAGGUCAAGCAACCACAAGUAUUACCACGAUCAAACCCGUGCUGAAGUAGUAGAAUUGCUGUUCGUUCCUUGUUCGUAUUUGAACUCCACGUAAACGACAUAUCGCUGUUUUUCGCCCGCAUGAAGUUGCACAGCGCUGACUGUUCCGCAUAACGGCUUCGCCGCUCCUGCCUCCUGUCCCCCCCCCCCCCCCCCGCACACUCAUCUCCCAAAUGAACUCGAGCACUCACCCGUCGCCAGUGUCCUCUCGCCCGGCGCGUAGUAAUUAGGCCCACGGACACUGUAGAGGCGUUGUAGGGCUUUUAGGUGGAACCCCGACCGCGAAACCUUCCGAUUCGCGCGGCAGUGUCGUCGUAACGCAUCGUAACCGUUUUCAGAAGCCGAACGCUCGUUUUUCUCGACCCCCGGAUCUCAGAAGCAGGAAGCAGGAAGCAGGAAGCAGGAAGGGCCUUUUAAUGUUUUUGCUUCCGGUCCUGAAGGCAAUGACUCCGACUCUCACGUCUUUUUCUAUCUGCGUCCCGAACAUUCUGUCUGGGGAGGGGGUGAGUUUAGGCGACCAGCCUGCGGUGGGGUUGGGAACACCAUCCAUGGUCACGUGACCUUCUAUUGAUGAAAGCCAAACCACCACCCCCACCCCCCCGCUGCAGAGAGCCUGUAUUAACAUCCAGCACUUGAACCAGUGCUUUUCGUAAUUACAGCUGUUUUGUCAUUUCUAAUUACACUUAAACGUGUUCAGUGCUAGUUCUGCUGUUACGCUGCAGGCAAUGUGUGUGUGAGGGAGAUCCCUUAUUAAAAAAGGUGCAUAAAACGAAGAAGUAUGAAAAGAACUCUUUAUAAUGUGUAAUGUGUUGAAUGUCAAAGCCAAAUGUUUUUUUGUCCCCAGUUUCUCCUCCUUGUUGUUCUUGAUGAAGUAGAAUUGCUGUCUAGUCUCCCGUCGACCGAAUGCAAAUAAAUCUAUUUUUGAAUUUUUUUAUAAUGUUUAGAGUUACUAAUUAUUUUGUUAUUGCCAAAUGUGUCGCUCGUUCUGUGUGUUUCCGGAGGAAUGAGAAUAUGGCAGUUUUCCGUUUUUCAGUUUGUUUUUUGUUUUUUUAGAAUCCACGCCACCCACGGCUUGUAUGAAGAAGGCAUUGCAGGUGUGUCCAAAGCAAAAAGGCAUCACUGUAAAUGAAAUAAAACCGCAGCUUCUGAAUGCG
Messenger RNA from Anguilla rostrata (American eel), 3026 nucleotides. RefSeq names its product FTO alpha-ketoglutarate dependent dioxygenase (gene fto). Bases 50 to 1519 code for a protein of 489 amino acids. The transcript has 10 exons. Gene Ontology annotation, molecular function: mRNA N6-methyladenosine dioxygenase activity; broad specificity oxidative DNA demethylase activity; ferrous iron binding. Lineage: Eukaryota; Metazoa; Chordata; Actinopteri; Anguilliformes; Anguillidae. The record is from RefSeq and is a predicted model, not a curated record. Gene Ontology annotation, biological process: regulation of multicellular organism growth; RNA repair; DNA alkylation repair.